GGGGGAGGGUGAGACGCGGACGGCACGCAGAGAGGCGCCGGGUCAACGCGCCAGGUAACAACGCCUCAGGACACCCGCUGACGUCCUCGCCGACAUCCUUGUCGUUGUCGUCGUCGUGAUCGUGAAACGGCCACGCUACGUGAUUUCUCCAUGAACGUCGACAACCCGUUUCGUACCCCGGAUAAUAUGAUGUCCUUCCACGCCGCCUCCUGGAGCUUCGCCCUCCUCGCGGCCACGAUCGCGUUGCUGCCCGCCACGCAUCGUGCUCCGUUCGCGCAAGCUGCAACCGGCGGAGGCAGUAUGCUGAACGACGUCAACAUCUCCGCGAUAUUGGACUCGUUCUCCGUCAGUUACGAUAAAAGAGUAAGGCCGAACUACGGAGGUCCUCCUGUCGAGGUGGGCGUCACCAUGUACGUCUUGAGUAUCAGCUCGCUAUCCGAAGUGAAAAUGGACUUCACGCUGGAUUUUUACUUCCGGCAAUUCUGGACGGACCCACGGCUCGCGUUCAAGAAACGUACAGGCGUCGAGACGCUCAGCGUCGGCUCGGAGUUCAUAAAGAACAUCUGGGUGCCCGACACGUUCUUCGUCAACGAGAAGCAGUCGUACUUUCACAUCGCUACCACCAGCAACGAGUUCAUUCGUAUUCAUCACUCGGGAAGCAUCACACGUAGUAUACGUUUAACGAUCACAGCAUCGUGUCCGAUGAAUCUGCAAUACUUUCCGAUGGACCGACAGCUCUGCCAUAUCGAGAUCGAGAGCUUUGGAUACACAAUGCGCGAUAUUCGGUACAAAUGGAACGCCGGCCUACAGUCGGUCGGCAUCUCGAACGAGGUGGAACUACCGCAGUUUCGCGUGCUCGGUCACAGGCAACGACAUACAACCAUACACCUAUCUACAGGAAAUUAUUCGCGGCUGGCCUGCGAGAUCCAGUUCGUACGGUCGAUGGGCUACUACCUGAUUCAAAUCUACAUUCCCUCGGGCUUGAUCGUCAUUAUCUCGUGGGUGAGCUUUUGGCUGAACCGUAACGCAACCCCCGCUCGGGUGGCCCUCGGAGUAACCACUGUGCUCACCAUGACCACCUUAAUGUCCUCGACGAACGCGGCACUGCCGAAAAUCUCCUACGUCAAGUCUAUCGACGUUUACCUGGGCACGUGUUUCGUCAUGGUGUUCGCAUCUCUACUCGAAUACGCGACGGUGGGCUACAUGGCAAAAAGGAUUCAAAUGAGGAAGAACCGGUUCCAAAAAAUAGCGGAGAGUAUGAAAACGGCGAGAGAGAAUCCAGGACCGCCAGGAGUACCCGGUGAUCACGGAGAUCACGCGCCUAAGCAAACUUGGUCCCGUGUUGUCCAGGAGGUGCGGUUCAAGGUGCACGACCCGAAGGCACACAGCAAAGGUGGGACGCUCGAGAACACCAUAAACGGUCGGGCCGACGAGGAAGCAGCGCCAGCGCCGCAACAUCUCAUUCACCCUGGCAAGGAUAUCAGCAAACUUUACGGUAUGACGCCGUCGGAUAUCGACAAAUAUUCCCGCAUCGUGUUCCCUGUAUGUUUCGUCUGUUUCAACCUCAUGUACUGGAUCAUCUAUUUGCACAUCAGCGACGUUGUGGCGGACGAUCUGGUGCUCCUCGAGGAGGCGAAAUAAGCGAAGAGAACGCGACGGAACGUGCGUUUAAAGACAGACAAAGUACUGAUAAAGGGGGGUGAGGCCAGUUCGCAAAUGGGACUAAGAAGAUUGAUCGAGGAUCGAUGUCCCGCCGGUGUGGGACGCACUAAAAUAAUGCUGUGAUUAACUCGGGAUGAUGCAGUGAUUGAUAGGCGAGAUGACGUAGGCUCGUUGCAUCGACGAACGGAAGAUAAAUGGAAGCGAAUGGUACGGAGGGAACGAGUCAACGAUCGAAGUUGCUGGGUUAAAUGUGAAACGGGAAGUGUCACGGGGAUAAGGAGGAGCCGCGCUUCUUUCGAGCAGUAGACGGAGACAAUCGAUGGUCAGACCGCUCGCUAAACCCAUGCUGUUAUUACUCACUGCGUGACGCACAGACCCAACGUUGAGACGUGUUCCUCGAUUCAACGCGACCCUUCGCCGACUCUCGUCCCCGUGUUUGAUACGCGCGAACAUUAGUGAAGAACAGACGAACGUUGUUAGAGAACAAAAUAAAGAAAUUAAUAAACGAAAAAACGAUACAAAAGAAGUAAGGAUAUUCAAGCUAACGGAGAAUCCACGGACGUGCAUACCUUAAACAUUGCCAGUUUAGGUACCUAGAUCUUUAAAAAAAAAAAAAAAGGAAGACGAGAAUACCUUCGA
This is a messenger RNA of Ceratina calcarata, 2301 nucleotides long. It is a transcript of the gene Rdl, whose product is annotated as Resistant to dieldrin. Bases 151 to 1641 code for a protein of 496 amino acids. Gene Ontology annotation, biological process: monoatomic ion transmembrane transport. NCBI's taxonomy places the organism in Eukaryota, Metazoa, Arthropoda, Insecta, Hymenoptera, Apidae. Gene Ontology annotation, molecular function: extracellular ligand-gated monoatomic ion channel activity; GABA-A receptor activity. Gene Ontology annotation, cellular component: membrane. The record is from RefSeq and is a predicted model, not a curated record. The transcript is spliced from 10 exons.